This is a messenger RNA of Ctenopharyngodon idella (grass carp), 1822 nucleotides long. Its product is annotated as gastrula zinc finger protein XlCGF8.2DB-like. The transcript has 3 exons. Lineage: Eukaryota; Metazoa; Chordata; Actinopteri; Cypriniformes; Xenocyprididae. Gene Ontology annotation, cellular component: nucleus. The coding region runs from base 615 to 1547 and encodes 310 amino acids. The record is from RefSeq and is a predicted model, not a curated record.
AAUUUUUUGUUCAAGUUGAAAUUUUACCGAAUCCCAGGAAUUACCCAAAUAAUCCACUGCAGUGCAACAUGUUAUCUAUUGGUACAUAUUUGUUUGUCUUUGUGUUUUUAAAGAAGUCUGUGGCCCCUGUCUUUAUUUUUUUUAUUAUUAUUUUUUUUACAGUUUUGCCUUUUAUCUAUUGGCAGAUUUUAUAUUUUCUGCACAUCAAUGUGACAACAUGUUUAAAUAUGUACUCCUCUGACCAUUUUAUCUCUUUUUUUUUUUUUUUUUUUUUGUGUAUAUGAAAGUUUUAGGCCUUCACAGACAGGAUUUAGACUAAGCCAGGAUUACUGGUGUGCAUCUUGAGACAAUGGCACUGACAUAUUUUAAGAUAUGUAAGUACAAGUUUCUUCCAGUUAAAACAGCUCAAACAUGCAUUUUAGUGUAGGACUAGCUGAAGCCUCGUCUGUGGAACCGGAGGUGAGAGUGUGAACGGGACUUUUGUUUUGGUAUGCCCAUGUGACGCCAUAAGGCCGCGUCGCGCUGCUGCUCUGUUGUGAUUCACUUAAGAAAGGACAGAGCAUACAAAAAACACAGAGAAACUCCUGGUGAAACGGCUGAGAUCCACGUGACAGAUGGCAUUUAUUAAAGAGGAGAGUGAAGACGUGGAGAUUGAGGAAGUAUUCAGAGUGAAACAUGAAGAAACUGAGGAACAAACAGACCUGAUGGUGCUGAAAGAGGAAAGUCAAGAUGUGAAUGAAACAGAAGAGAAAGAUCAGUUUGGGAAACAUCGUGAUUUAACAACUGGAGAAUCAUUUAGUUGUUCACAGACUGAAAAGACUUCACAAAAAAGAGCUCAAAAGACAGCGAAUAGAAGUUAUUUCACCUGCCAACAGUGUGGAAGGAGAUUCACUCAAAAAGGAAAUCUUAAAACUCACAUGAGAAUUCACACUGGAGAGAAGCCUUACACAUGUCAACAGUGUGGAAAGAGUUUCACACAUCAAGGAACCCUUUAUACCCACAUGAUAGUUCACACUGGAGAGAGCUCUUACACCUGCAAAAUCUGUGGAAAAACCUUGACACGAAAAGGUAAUCUUAAGAUUCACAUGAGAACUCACACCGGAGAGAAACCUUUCACAUGUGAACAGUGUGGAAAAUGUUUCACACGUAAAGAAAGCCUUAAUAACCAUGUGAGGAUUCACUUGAAAGAUAGCUGUUGUAUAUGCCAUCAGUGUGGAAUGAGUUUCACAGACAAGAAGCAACUAAAGACACAUGUAAUAACUCACACCGGAGAGAAGCCUUACAUGUGCCAUCACUGUGGAAUGAGCUGCGCAAACAACACAAACCUUAAAGUCCACGUGAGAGUUCACACUGGAGAGAAGCCUUACAGCUGCCAUCAAUGUGGAAAGAGCUUCCCUCGAAAAGAAAGUCUUAAGACUCACAUGAGAAGUCACACUGGAGAGAAGCCUUACGCCUGUAAACUGUGUGGAAAGAGUUUCACACAUAAAGGAACCCGUUAUAGCCACAUGAAAGUUCACAAUGGAGGGAAGCGUUUUACAUAUCUUUAGUGUGAGAAGAGAUUCAAACAUUAAAUAGAUCUAAAAAGUCAUUUGCAGAGUCAUUCUUCCAGUGCUCUGAGAGUAAUAAGAGGUUUAGAACAAGGAGCAAUUUCACCUGUUCAUUCACUCUGGAGGAAGUAGGUAACCCGCGGGUCCUCGUAAAGCCUGUAAAAGCAUUAAUUUCACUUUUAACAACUUGAAAAUCCAUAAAAAGUCUUAAAUAUUGGGGAAAAGUCCUAACCGUUUGCAAAGGUUUAAAAUGUUUGCAGCACAAACAGAGUAGA